AUGGAGAGGGAUUAUUUCAAAUAAAGCGCUUCCAACUUCUGCUAAAACCCUAACAUAAAGCAUCCUGAUCAAUUCCCAUAAGUUAUGGAAUAAUAUGAUCGAGAUGUUUGCUAGAACCUUGGCUAAGCAUAUCCCUAAGUACCCACUUAUUAUCAAUAACAAUUGAAUAUCCCAUAACAAAAUUCUUUGCUUGAUCAUUUUUCUCGUUAAACUCUGUUAGCAGAUUCAGGAUAAUUACUCCAAUAUUCAUAGACUCUAGAAAAUGCUAAGGUUCAAUAAGAGAAUAACAAGCCCAUUCAAUAAAAACACUUAUUGAUGGAUCACAUGUUGGGGAGUUAAUUCGUUCCUGUGCCUAAUAAUUAUUUAGACUUUAAUGUUAAUUCAAAUUAGUUAGGUCAAAUAAUUAAGUAGCCCACAUAUUUCAAAGACCCUCAUGAUGUCAGUGAAUUUUAAAAGAGAUAAAUUCAAUAUCUCUAAGCAAUAAACGAUCCUUCUCCUCCUGAAUAAGUUAAACUAUUCAAAUAAAAUAUACAAUAAUUGGGUGGCAUCGAGGAUACUAUUGGAAACAUGCAAUAAACAUUAAACCAAUAUGAAAUAAAGCAUUUGAACAAUAAGAACAUUAAAUAUUAUCCAUAAUCCUCUCCUCCAUUGACUUAGGAAUAAAUAGAGUAUUAAAAGUCCAUUUCUGGCAAUCCUCACCCAUUUCUAUAUAAUCCAGCAGAUGAUAAGGAUAGGUUUGUAUAUGGGCCUUUGAAACCAGCAUAAAAUAUUUUAGAAUAGCAAUAAACUCAAUAAUCCUAGUUUUAUUGUAUUUAUUAAUAUCUUACUAGAAACAUUACGUUAACAAUAUAAUUAAGAUUUGAAUUAGAUGUAAGAAAGAACACAACCUUUAUAAUAAUAAUAAGAUUAAAGAUACUAAUAGUAAAAUUGUUAACCACACUACUUUGA
Molecule: messenger RNA, 948 nt
Organism: Paramecium tetraurelia
Lineage: Eukaryota; Ciliophora; Oligohymenophorea; Peniculida; Parameciidae
Exons: 6
Source: RefSeq, a predicted model, not a curated record